AUGCGUCUGGCCGGGUGCAAAGGCUUGGACUUUGGCGCUGGUGGGAUUUCAAUCGAGGCGCUGGAGUCGGGUAGUGGUAGUGGGGAUGGGGCUGCUGCUGAUGGGGGAAAUCUACGGGGUGCUGCUGCGAUGGCACACGGCAUCGACACCCUGGUCUGCUCCGUCAGGUUCAAUUAGCACGCGAUGCCUACAGACGCAUCUCCGGUCUCCCAUCACAUCCGCCCAACCCCAACCAGCUGUCAAUCCGCCCUGCAGAGAGACCCGAAUCCUCACCCGUUCCCCCUCCCAAGGACAAAAUCAAACCAUACACCCCCGACGCACCCGCGCCGACAGUCGUUCCUACAUGACAGCACGCACCGCUGGAUCCAACAACAGUCGACCUCUAGCCGCGGGACCAGGGGCGACCAGACCUCGUCAGCGCAGCACCGGUCGGGCCCAGGCCCAGACGGCAUGGGCCCGUUCGUGCUCUGGACCUGCACUGGGACUUUUUUCUACAAUCCCUGGAAGAUCCCGCUCAGGGUCCUCGACGCCU
Penicillium canariense is the source of this 532-nucleotide messenger RNA. RefSeq lists its product as uncharacterized. The annotation marks the transcript as partial. The record is from RefSeq and is a predicted model, not a curated record. The transcript has 4 exons. NCBI's taxonomy places the organism in Eukaryota, Fungi, Ascomycota, Eurotiomycetes, Eurotiales, Aspergillaceae.